Messenger RNA from Scutellospora calospora, 254 nucleotides. The record is from the annotation of a GenBank genome assembly. NCBI's taxonomy places the organism in Eukaryota, Fungi, Glomeromycota, Glomeromycetes, Diversisporales, Gigasporaceae.
GAAAGCUAAUACUCCUCUUGACUUACAAAUAAUUCCACAACAAUCUAUUAAGGAGCCUCCAUAUGAACAACAACUUCAAAACCAUAUUGAUCAUAUAACAUAUGGGUUACAACAAGUCCAAUUAAAAGCUAAACAAAAUAUUGAAGUUGCUCAAGAAAAACAAAAGGAAUAUUAUGAUGAAUCUAUAAAGAAAAAACAAUUUUAUAUAGGUGACAAAGUAUUAUUAUAUCAAUCAGCUCAAGCUAAAGUUUAUG